Leptosia nina is the source of this 552-nucleotide messenger RNA. NCBI's taxonomy places the organism in Eukaryota, Metazoa, Arthropoda, Insecta, Lepidoptera, Pieridae. The record is from the annotation of a GenBank genome assembly.
AUGUCCGAGUUACGCGGUUCGCCGCCCAUGUCUAGAGUCGCUCUGGAGAACGGUUUCGGGGCUCCGCUGGCGGCGUUGAGCUCGCUGGCGGAAGCGCCUCCGCCGGCGCCAAAUCCUCACGGCAUCGACCACAUUCUGUCGCGGCCGACCGUCGGGUCUAAUGUGGGAGCCGGCUUACUAACUCCAAGAUUAUCUUUGGCGGCGGCGGCGGCUGGCAUGGCGCACUAUCUCCAACACAAACCAUUAUACUGGCCAGGCUUCCAGGGACUCGUGUCCAACCCGAUGGCGUGGAGAGAGAGGCUACAAACAAUGAGCAAUGGUGCGUUGAGCGCUUGCGCAGCGCAGGGCGGCAUGGACAAGGACGGCAAGAAGAAACACACGAGACCCACCUUCAGCGGACAACAGAUCUUCGCGCUCGAGAAGACCUUCGAGCAGACCAAGUACCUCGCUGGUCCAGAGAGGGCCAAACUGGCGUAUGCGCUUGGCAUGACGGAGUCGCAAGUCAAGGUAAUACUUAUAUUAAUGAAAUUAAAUGACGAAACUCUACCUUGA